This is a messenger RNA of Paramisgurnus dabryanus, 1686 nucleotides long. It is a transcript of the gene b3gnt5a, whose product is annotated as UDP-GlcNAc:betaGal beta-1,3-N-acetylglucosaminyltransferase 5a. Gene Ontology annotation, cellular component: Golgi membrane. Gene Ontology annotation, biological process: protein O-linked glycosylation. NCBI's taxonomy places the organism in Eukaryota, Metazoa, Chordata, Actinopteri, Cypriniformes, Cobitidae. The record is from RefSeq and is a predicted model, not a curated record. Gene Ontology annotation, molecular function: N-acetyllactosaminide beta-1,3-N-acetylglucosaminyltransferase activity.
UCUGGUGCUCAUUUGGCGUUUGUCUCUUACUGCAGCUGUUUGUUCAGGAGAAAACUCUGCUUUCCCUCCACCCAUUAGAAACACACCCUACCUCUGUGUAAAGCUCCACGCUUCUGCUCUCGACACAGCAGAAAUACAAGCAUGUGCCAGGCUUAAGACAGAAAGAUCUUCAUGCGUUUAGCCUUCUAUGAUAUAGAUGGGCCGCUGACUCAGUGAUUACAAAUGCGGCGUUAUGAAGUGAAGUGGAUGGUACUUCCUCAGAUGCCACCUUUGACUGAUCUCUUUUGAAAAGUGAACACAAAAACAAGAACAUGUAUUGUGUCCAUGCAUCUAGUCGACAGACGGAUCUGCGCUGAGAUGACUAUGAUGGAACUCGCUGAGAACCGUAAAUCUGAAUUGUACUGUUGGACUUGACAAUAGAACGAGGUUUUAGGAGUAUUGUUAUUUUAGCACAAUGUUCAUGAAUUACAGACGGAUCAGGAAAUGGCAUUUUUUACAACUUCUAUCGAUGUGCUGCGUCGCAUCGUUGCUUAUGGUUUGUUGGGACCAUGUGGACCGUCACGUCGUGAGCCACAUGAAGUCAUACACGUAUCGCUAUAUGACCAACAGCUUUAGCUUUAUCAACAAAAGCCUGAGCGUCAGCAAGGAAGAAGCUGCAAGGUUCAAUAGUUUCCCAUAUCUGCUAAACCAGAACGACGUCUGUAAAGAUAAGGAUGUGCUGCUGCUUCUCUUUGUUAAAUCCUCUCCAGAAAAUUUCAAAAGAAGACAGGCCAUACGUUCCACCUGGGGCAAUGAGUCGUAUAUUAGUCACGAGCUGGGUGUCAUUUUGAAGGUAAUGUUCGUCAUGGGGGUUCAUACAGAUGUGUCUAAUAGUUUCCUCCGAAUGGAUUUGCAGAAGGAGCACAAAAACUACGGCGAUCUGGUUCAACAGGACUUUUUAGACACCUUCCACAAUCUCACUAUAAAACUGCUCCUCCAGUUUCGCUGGAUGCACGAGAACUGUGCUCACGCCCGUUUCAUGAUGUCUGCGGACGACGACGUGUUCAUCCACAUGCCGAAUCUGGUGCGCUACCUACAAGAUCUCAGGAGACGGAACGUGCGUGACCACUGGGUGGGCCACGUGCACAUUGGCGCGCCCCCCAUUCGCAGGAAGAACAGUAAAUACUUCAUGCCUUUCGACAUGUACCAGUGGACCACCUAUCCGGAUUAUACAGCUGGUGCCGGGUACGUGAUCUCUGGAGACGUGGCAGCCAAAAUCUAUCAGGCCACUUUAUCUCUUAACGCUUCAAUUUACAUCGAUGAUGUCUUCAUGGGUAUCUGUGCCAUGGCGGUGGGCGUCUCGCCUCAGCAUCACGUUUACUUUUCUGGUGAGGGGAAAGCGCCCUACCACCCGUGCAUUUAUGAAAAAAUGAUCACCUCUCACGGACACGAGAACGACAACCGGUAUCUGUGGAAGGUUGCGACCGCCCCAGAUGUACAAGGUAUAUCGUCUGGAUUAAUGGGGAAAUUGUAUUGCACGGCGGUGAAAAUGAUGUUACUUUGUAAACCGUACUUUACAAAUACCUAUUCAUGCAUGGGAGCGUUUACAUAAUGCACUGUGAGUUCUAUGUCCAAGCAGUAUUUUUAUUUUUGUUUACCUUGUAAAAUUGUCAGUUGUCAAUUACAAUAAAGCUUACAUCGCUAACA